AUUCCAAGUGGUGCUCCUCUUUUGUUGCUUGUGGUGCACCAUUGGCAGCUCAAACUGUGCUAAGCUGUCAAGACUUUAAUAACUAAUAAAAACAGCAGUGGACCACCAAUCUAUACCGGAUCAUAUCACACAAAGAAAUGCAUUCCUGCAUAUGCACAAUUGAGUAAUAUAUUUUUUAUGAGAUUAGCAUGCCAUUAUUUCAUUAAUACAUCUAUCUAUCCAUCCAUUUUCCAUUAUCCUACACAGGAGUCUAUCCUAAGGAACUCGGGGCACAAGGCAGGGGACACCACAGCACAAUCACAUACACAUUCACACACUGUGGACAAUUUGGAAAUACCAAUCAGCCUACAAUGCAUGUCUUUGAACUUUGCGAGGAAACCAGAGUACCCGGAUGAAACCUGCAAAGCACGGGGAGAACAUGCAAACUCCACGCUCAGAGGACGAAGGCGGGUAUCAAACCCCCAACCCUGGAGAUGUCAUGGCGUCCAACCUACCGAAGCUCCAAGUUUCGAAACGUCUACGGCAAAGUUGCCAACAGGGAGCACUGCUUCGAAGGCAUAUCCAUCACCAAGAAUGUCCAUGACAACCACUUCUGCGCUGUCAACAGCAAGUUCUUGGCCAUAGUGACAGAGAGCGCCGGAGGAGGGGCCUUCAUCAUUAUCCCAGUCACUCAGACCGGCCGUAUCGACCCUCACCACCCAAAGGUCUGCGGUCACCAAGGCAACGUGUUGGAUAUCAAGUGGAACCCUUUCCAUGAGAACAUCAUUGCUUCCUGCUCAGAAGACUCUUCUGUGCGGAUAUGGGAGAUUCCAGACGGUGGCCUGAGAAGGAGCAUGACUGAAGCCAUAUUGGAGUUGUAUGGUCACAGUAGACGAGUGGGUCUUAUAGAAUGGCACCCGACCAGCAGCGGCAUCCUGUUUAGCGCAGGAUAUGACUACAAGAUCCUGAUCUGGAACCUGGAGAUUGGAGAACCGGUGAAGAUGAUCGAUUGCCACACAGAUGUGAUCCUCUGCAUGUCGUUCAACACUGAUGGAAGCCUGCUGGCCACCAGCUGCAAGGACAAGAAGCUGCGCCUCAUCGAACCCCGCUCAGGCCAGGUGCUACAGGAGGCGAGGUGCAAGAACCACAAAGUAAACCGUGUUGUGUUCCUGGGCAACAUGAAACGACUCCUAACAACGGGGGUGUCCCGCUGGAACACACGACAGAUUGCACUCUGGGAUCAGGAGGAUCUGUCCAUGCCAAUAAUAGAGGAGGAGAUAGACGGCCUCUCUGGGUUGCUCUUCCCUUUCUAUGAUGCAGACACCCACAUGCUGUAUCUGGCAGGCAAGGGUGAUGGUAACAUUCGCUACUAUGAAGUGACUACAGAGAAGCCUUACAUGCAGUACCUCAUGGAGUUCAGGUCCCCUGCACCUCAGAAAGGACUCGGUAUUAUGCCGAAACAUGGCUUGGAUGUGGCAUCCUGUGAAGUCUUUAGGUUUUAUAAGCUGGUAACACUGAAAGGAUUGAUCGAGCCCAUCUCCAUGAUCGUGCCUAGAAGGUCAGAGACGUAUCAGGAAGACAUCUAUCCCAUGACUCCAGGAACAGAACCUGCUCUUUCCGCUGAUGAGUGGCUGAGUGGUGUUAAUCGAGGGCCAGUGUUAAUGUCUCUCAAGGAGGGCUACAGCAGACCCAGCAAGCUGGUGUUCAAGGCUCCGGUGAAGGAGAAGAAGAGUGUGGUGGUGAAUGGGAUUGACCUGCUGGAAAAUGUGCCUCCCCGCACAGAGAAUGAGCUCUUGCGGAUGUUCUUCAGGCAGCAGGACGAGUUGCGGCGGCUGAAAGAUGAGCUAGCGCAGAAGGACGUUAAAAUACGACAACUCGAGCUGGAGCUGAACAACCUGAGAAACAGUCCGAAUAUCAACAGCAACAACAAUAACAAUAGCAGUGACAACAGCAUGUGACCAGGGUCAAGCCCUUGUAAAGUAACUCCCAAUACUGCUGAACAACUUCCAGGAUACCCCUCUCUUAUAUCCCACAAGGCCUAACCUUUGUCCCCACCAAGCAGUGUCUCUCUGAUCCUAACUGUUGAUGCCUUUAAUGCUGUCAGACUCUACUGGGGUGUAAGUCGACCCCUUUAUCACUAAAACCUCUCACACCUUAUGGCCUGUGUUUACUGCUGCUUUCCCAGCAGUAUCAGUAUAGCUAAGGCUCACGUUCACAAACAAACACAAAGAUUUGUGGAGGAAAAGUAGUUAAAAGGGACAAAAUGUUCUUUAAGAUUUCUUUCCUGCUAUUUAACUCUAUUAAUUGUAUUUUACUCAUACUCUCUCUGUCUUUCACUUUUAUGCAUACUUCUCCUCUGUUGUGGAUAUGUGGGCUGCCAAAUUUGCAGUAUUGGAUUGGAAUGGCUUUGAGAAAUAUUUGAUACAAGCCAUUAACUGUAUUAUGUUUUUUGUGUGUUUUGUUUAUAAUUGUACUUAUUUAUUUUGUUAUAUAUGUUUUCCCCCAUUUACGCAUUGUUUUAAAUAAUUAAGCUCAUCUUAUCUUUAACCAUGAAUGUAGAGACACAGAUCAUUAGCUGUUCAACCAAAUAUGUCUUCUAGAAUUCAUUUAGCAUAUCUUGUCUUUUUUUUUUGUCUUACAAUCUUAAAGAUGCAAUAAGUAUGAUCUACAUUGGAAGGUAUUUUGGAUUAAAGAUGCAGUUUGUAAUGUGCAAUUUAAUUAGAUCUUUGCCAUACAAUUGGCCUUGCUAGUUUCUUCAUUUCGGACUGGUUUUUCCUUAAUAUUCCUUAAAAUGCAGCUCAUACAGAGUACAUAAUUUUAACAGAGGUUAGUUGUUAAUUACAAUUCAUCUUGCAGGCAGCAGAAGGAUCUAAAAAUUACAAACUGCUCCUUUUAAUAUCUAACGAUUGCUGAUGCAUUGGCUGAGAAAAUCUCUCUUCUGAAGUGUUAAAGCUUCCAGGUUGCAACAAGCCAAAGCAGCUUUUAAUCACAUUCUAGUGAACCACAAAACAUUACUUAUUGUAUCUUUAAUGUACUUCGAUUGUUCAGAGGCUCGGACCUGAUUGUAUGCACAAUGCCAAGUUCAAUGAAAAUAGAGUUCAAUAGAAAGUUCAAUAGAAAGCAUUCACAACACUGUACAACAUAACUAAUACCUAAUGUAGUAACACCAUAUACUGUACACCUAGAAUUGAACCUAACAAGAGUGUGUUGUCACUAAAAUAACCUUCAGGAAGUGUGUUCAUGUUCUACUGCAAGUGAAAAGUUAAAAGGUACUAAGCUGUACCUUUCCUUGUCACUGGGGUGAUACAGUCACGGGUACACCUUUUGUACUUUAUAGUAUUUAUCUUUUAUCUAGAAAUGUGCAUCUAACGUAUCUUUAAUGCAUUACUAAAAGCUAAAAACUAAUUAUGGCAAAAUUGUGUACCUUAAAGAUACACUAUAUCCAUGUUUUCUGAUUAAAUGUAGCCUACAUAUUAAAUGAACAAAAGUAAAUGGUAAAUGGUCUGCACUUAUAUAGCACUUUUAUCCAAAGCGCUUUACACUGUGUCUCAUUCACCCAUUCACACACACACUCAAACACCAAUGGUAACAGAGCUGCUAUGCAAGGCACUAACUUGCCAUCGGGAGCAACUUGGGGUUCAGUGUCUUGCCCAAGGACACUUUGGCAUGUGGAGUCAUAUGGGCCGGGAAUUGAACCGCCAACCCUAUGAUUAGUGAGCAAAAAGAUGUACCCUUGAGGGUACCACCCUAGCGACAAAGAAAAGUUACAGAUUAGUACUAUUUUUUCAGAAAGUGUAACGAAACACAAUGAUGAUAGAGAAGCAGUACAUGUAUAUAGGUACUGUUUGAUGCGAAGAAAUGUGAAAAUAGUGAGUGAUUAAUAAGUAAGAAUUGCCGAAUUCUUACAGUAGAGGCAACAGUAAGUGGAAGUAAACGUGAGACAUUUAUUUUAGGAUUGCUUGUAGGGUAUACAGCAUACCAGCUGGAAGUGUUUAUUGUGCGUAGGUGGUUUAUAAUUGUACUUUUUAACCAAUCUGUCUGGGCUUCCUGUGAAAGGAUGAAGGGUCUCUCAUUCUUUCCUGCCCCUCUCAUCAUAAUUGAAUGAUUAAUUACACUAUAUGUGAAUCCCC
This is a messenger RNA of Ictalurus furcatus (blue catfish), 4109 nucleotides long. RefSeq names its product coronin, actin binding protein, 2Ba (gene coro2ba). Gene Ontology annotation, molecular function: actin filament binding. The record is from RefSeq and is a predicted model, not a curated record. Bases 474 to 1937 code for a protein of 487 amino acids. The transcript has 12 exons. Gene Ontology annotation, biological process: actin filament organization. NCBI's taxonomy places the organism in Eukaryota, Metazoa, Chordata, Actinopteri, Siluriformes, Ictaluridae.